AUUCUUCUUCUUCUUCUUCUUUGGUGUUUCUCUCUCUCUCUCUCUCUCUUAUGAGAGUGCAAUAGCCCUAACCAUUAGCCAUGUCUCUGAGGAAGGUCUUUCGCUCUCGCAAAUUCUCCAGAUCCUUCAAGGAAGUUCGUUCCUUCGAUGCCGCCGCCGGCGAAGAAUCGGCUCACGGCAAUGCGUGGUCAAACAUGCUACCGGAGCUUCUCGGAGAGAUCAUACGCAGAGUGGACGCCACCGAGGAACAGUGGCCUCACCGGCAAAACGUCGUCGCUUGCGCCUGCGUUUGUAAGCGUUGGAGGGACAUGACGCGUGAGAUCGUAAAAUCACCGUCUCACAACGGAAAAAUCACUUUCCCUUCGUGCCUUAAACAGCCAGGACCACGUGACGUUCCCCACCAAUGUCUUAUAAAGCGGAACAAGAAGACCUCAACGUUUUACCUCUAUCUUGCCCUUACACCAUCAUUCACAGAUAAAGGGAAGUUCCUGUUAGCAGCUAGGAGAUAUAGGUGUGGUACCCAUACUGAGUAUAUAAUAUCACUCGAUGCUGACGACUUAUCCCAAGGAAGCAAUGCUUAUGUUGGAAAGUUAAGCUCGGAUUUUCUUGGCACCAACUUCACAAUAUAUGACAGCCAGCCGCCCCAUAGUGGUGCAAAACCAUCAAGUGGCAGGGCUAGCCGUCGUUUUGCCAGCAAGCAGAUAAGCCCUCAAGUUCCUGCAGGUAACUUUGAGGUGGGGCAGGUCUCCUACAAGUUCAACCUUUUGAAAUCAAGAGGGCCAAGGAGGAUGGUUUGCUCACUGAAAUCUCCUGUCUCAACAACGAGUGAAAGUUCAGAUAGCAUAUCUCUGGAUGGCCAUAAAAUGCAUAGUAGAGAACUUGCUGCUUUUGGCUACACUAUCUUGAAGAAUAAAGCUCCAAGGUGGCAUGAGCAUUUGCAAUGCUGGUGCUUGAAUUUCCAUGGUCGUGUGACAGUGGCAUCAGUGAAGAACUUUCAGCUGGUUGCUACUGUGGAUCCAAGCCAACCAGGAGGAAAAGGAGAUGAGGAAACAGUUCUCCUCCAGUUUGGUAAAGUAGGGGAUGAUACUUUUACCAUGGAUUAUAGACAACCCUUAUCUGCCUUUCAGGCUUUUGCCAUUUGCUUGACUAGCUUUGGCACUAAACUGGCUUGUGAGUAAUAAUUUUGAUGUCAUCAUACUUAUUUAUUCUGUGGAUGUUAUAAGUGAAUAGUUACUUUUGUUAAUUUUUUCACUCGGUUUUGAGUUUACAAUGUAAUUCAGGAAGCUUGUUGUAAAUGUUAUAUUAUUAAUAGGACAUGACAUCUUCCAUAAUCAAAUAUAUAUUGGUCUC
Molecule: messenger RNA, 1350 nt
Organism: Gastrolobium bilobum
Lineage: Eukaryota; Viridiplantae; Streptophyta; Magnoliopsida; Fabales; Fabaceae
Product: tubby-like F-box protein 7
Exons: 4
Coding region: 81-1178 (365 amino acids)
Molecular function (GO): protein binding
Source: RefSeq, a predicted model, not a curated record